This is a messenger RNA of Scylla paramamosain (green mud crab), 2194 nucleotides long. It is a transcript of the gene AsnRS, whose product is annotated as asparagine--tRNA ligase, cytoplasmic-like. Gene Ontology annotation, molecular function: ATP binding; nucleic acid binding; asparagine-tRNA ligase activity. Gene Ontology annotation, biological process: asparaginyl-tRNA aminoacylation. The record is from RefSeq and is a predicted model, not a curated record. Bases 279 to 1967 code for a protein of 562 amino acids. The transcript is spliced from 12 exons. NCBI's taxonomy places the organism in Eukaryota, Metazoa, Arthropoda, Malacostraca, Decapoda, Portunidae. Gene Ontology annotation, cellular component: cytoplasm.
GAUCAGGAGGAAGCGAGGCGGCACUCGGCAACUCGGCACCUGUGACCCGCUGUUGCCACGCUUCCUGCGGUCUGACAGGUGACCUCCUCUCACCGCUCUUGCGUCACGUGGCCCUAAUUUCACCUGUGCCUUAAAGGAGUGAAGAAGACCCACCAGCCAGCAAUCGUGUGGGCACCAUCUCCGCCACCGCACCCCCACCCGGGCAGCAGUGUCAGUCUCCCAGGCAAAAAACCAGACACACCACCAGCUGUUCGCGACCCGCGCUGCCACCACACCACAUGGCUGAGCAGCUGUCCGACACCAUGGCUCAGGCCACCUUAGGAGAAAUCUACUCAUCGGAAAAGCAUGGAAGUGAUGAGACCGGUGAUGGCACAGAGGCCACCCCUUACAAGACAGCAUUGCAGGCGAUGCGUAAGGCUGGCAAAGAACCUUUCCCUACUAUCUACGUUGACAGCAAAGAGGAAAAUGAGAAGUACACAGUCAUAGCAAAAAGUCAGUUGAAGAAGCUCACAAAACUAUGGAAGGAUGAAUGCAAAAAACUAGAGGCACGCUUGCAGAAGGAGAAGGAGGAUGAGGAGAAGAGAGCCAAGGCUCUAGAGGAGGCAAGGAAAAUUACCAUAACAGAGGACAAGAGCCUGCCAGCUGCGACCUGCAUCAAGAUCCGCAGCAGUAAGGAUCAUCGCAACCAGAGAGUGAAGGUGUUUGGCUGGGUCCAUCGGCUAAGGAGGCAAGGCAAGAACAUGAUGUUUAUUGUCUUGCGCGAUGGGACUGGCUUCAUGCAGUGUGUGUUGACUGACCGGCUCUGCCAGACCUAUGAAGCAGUCAUCCUCAACACAGAGAGUAGUGUGGUGCUGUAUGGCUUGCUGCAGGAGGUGCCUGAAGGAAAGGAGGCACCAGGUGGUCAUGAGCUUCAGGUAGACUACUGGGAGUUGGUGGGUGGGUCACCUGCCGGAGGAGCAGAAGCAGAGAUCAACCAGUUGUCAAACCCAGAUGUACAGCUGGACAAACGCCACCUUAUGCUUAGAGGCGAAAAACUGCUCCAAGGUAAAGUAUUAAGACUGCGUUCCAUUUUGAUGAAGGCGUUUGUGGACCACUACACUGAUCGAGGCUAUGAAUGGGUUUCUCCCCCCGCACUGGUACAGACACAGUGUGAGGGUGGCUCAACACUCUUUGAUUUCAGUUUCUUUGGAGAAAAAGCAUACCUGACUCAGUCCAGCCAACUGUACCUAGAGACUUGCCUUCCAAGUUUUGGUGAUGUGUUCUGCAUUGAACAGUCAUACAGAGCAGAACAGUCCAGGACACGUCGCCACCUUGCUUCCUACACCCAUGUUGAGGCCGAGUGUCCUUUCAUUAAAUUUUCCGAUCUCCUUGAUCGCAUCGAGGAUCUGGUGUGUGAUGUUGUGGACCGGGUUAUGAAACAUCCUGUGGGAAGUCAACUCAUGAAAGACUUGCACCCAGAGUUUGUGGCACCAACACGUCCCUUCUAUAGAAUGACCUAUGCAGAUGCUAUCAAGUACCUGAAAGAACAUGACAUUACAAAGGAGGAUGGAACAUUCUAUGAGUUUGGUGAGGACAUCCCAGAAAUGCCAGAGAGAAAAAUGACGGACAAGAUUGGCAAGCCCAUUCUUCUGAACUCUUUCCCAGCCGGCAUCAAGGCUUUUUAUAUGUCCCGCUGUGCUGAUGACCACUCCCUCACAGAGUCGGUUGAUCUUCUGAUGCCUAAUGUUGGGGAGAUUGUUGGAGGCUCCAUGAGGAUGCAUGAUCACCAAGAGCUCAUGGAGGCAUACAAGGGAGCUGGUCUUGACCCAAAACCCUAUUACUGGUACACUGACCAGCGGCUGUAUGGUACUACACCCCAUGGUGGAUAUGGCCUUGGUCUUGAGAGGUUCCUCUGCUGGCUGGCCAAUCGCUACCACAUCCGGGAAGCUACUCUGUAUCCAAGAUUUGUAGGUCGCUGCACUCCUUAGAUUCUUUGGGUCUCUCAGUUUCUGAGUUGGUAAUGGCUAACUAUCCCUUGACUAUUUCAUUUGACUGCUUUGUUUGAUGCCACAACAAUAAUUUUAACUGUACUGGGUGAUUACAGCAUUUAGCUGCAUUAUGAACUUUUAUAAUUGUUAAUUUAUGGUAAUAGACAUAGAGUAUCAAGUGUUCUUGAGAAUAUCCUUUAUUACAAAAAAUAAAUUUCUUAUGAAUU